AUGACCGUGAGCGAGAGCCUCGGCUACGGCCUGAUGGGCUUCGGCCCGGCGCUGUCCAUGUUCGCACUGACCAUCGCGCGACACCCGAGCCGAGUCGUGGUGCUGCUCGUGUCCUCCUUCAGCUGGCUCCUGUCCCUGCUGUUGUCGUCGAUCGCCUGGUUUGUGCUCUCGCCACUGGGCCUGCCCCUGGUCGCGGCCAUGGCUCUCGCCGUGCUCUUCCAGGAAGGCGCCCGACUCGCGACCCUCCAUGCGUUGCGCAAGGUGGACCACGCGCUAAAGCUGGCCGCGCUCGCCGGAGACGCACAGUUGGUUCGCAGCAGGGCUACGCUCGCCUACGCUUCCGGACUGGGCUUCGGCAUCGCCAGUGGAGCCUGCUCCCUGCUCAACGCGCUGGCAGACGUUGCCGAAGCGGGUGUGCCUCACGGAGUUCAAAAUGCCUAG
Molecule: messenger RNA, 441 nt
Organism: Dermacentor silvarum
Lineage: Eukaryota; Metazoa; Arthropoda; Arachnida; Ixodida; Ixodidae
Product: gamma-secretase subunit Aph-1
Exons: 1
Coding region: 1-441 (146 amino acids)
Biological process (GO): positive regulation of catalytic activity; Notch receptor processing; Notch signaling pathway
Cellular component (GO): gamma-secretase complex; membrane; endoplasmic reticulum
Molecular function (GO): protein-macromolecule adaptor activity
Source: RefSeq, a predicted model, not a curated record